AUGGAGCGGCUGCACCAGCCGACGGCGCACGAGUUGCGCCAGCAGCGGGAGGAGGCGGAGCGGCUUGAGAAAGCGCGGGAAGAGAUGCUGGAGAGGCAGCGGAACGAGGAGCGGCGAAAGCAGGAGCUGGUAACCCGCGCGGCGACGAUUAUUGCGACCGCGGGGAUGCCAGGCGCGCGGGAGUUCCGCGCAGAGCAGGAGCGGCGGGAGGAAGAACGGCGCGCGCAAGAACUACUCGAGCAGGAGCAGCGGGAGGCGGAAGAGCGGCGACGGAGGGAAGAGGAGGACCGGCGGGAGAGGGAAGAGGAGGAGAGGCGGCAGAGGGAAGAGCGGCGCCAGCAGUUGAAGAGCCGGGCGGCCACGAUUGUCGCUAAUGCGCCCUCGUGGGAGCAGACGCUACAGCAGCAGCUGCGGCAGCACGAUCAUGCUACAGCCGGGUUGCUAGAUCCAGAUGAUUCGGCCGCCGUUACGAAAAGGAGAGAAUCGGAAACUUCGCGGGCGCUGUCGUUGCGACGUCGCCCACUGAUGGUACAGAUCGACGACGCAAGCGACAGUAACAUUGUUACAGUCGCUUCCCCCGCGACAGGCUCCGCCAGGACCCCGUGGCAAGGAGCGGGGGCGACGGAACGCAGCCCGCGAUCAACGCUAGUGGCGACGGCGGCAUUCGCGUCCGCGCAAUCGGUGAUGGCGGGAGCCAAGUCCCCCGGAUCGAUCUCCCGGGGCGCGACUCGGUCGUUCGGAGCAUCCGCCGCGCCGCCCCCUUCCGCGGCAUUCCUUCCGCCUAAGUCUCCCGCUGCGCCGAUCUGGGGCGCAGGCGCAGUUUCCGCCAGGGAGAGUCAGGAGGCGCAUUGGCAAGACGUGAGUCGACUGGAGGCGAUCAGAUCGCCCAAAGGCGCGCAGCUUUCUUCGUCGUCGGGUGGCUGUUCCACGCGGAACUUGCACGGGCAGCAGCGGCAAUCAUUUCACGGGCAGCAGGGAGAGCCGCUUGUCGUGUCGCCCCGCCCGCCCUUCGCUGCUGCCGCCCCCGCGGACGCGCCUCGAACUCAGAUUGAUCUGAACGAGAGCCCUUCCUCCUCCUCUCCUCCCUCCCCACUUCCUCUCUCGCCCUCUCCCCACCCUCUCCUUCGCCACCCUUUCUCCCCUCACUCUCCCUCCCCUCAUUCCCCCUCUCCUCACUCCCCCUCGCAAGGCGCCGAGAAACCCUACGGCACGUCUCCAACCCCACCAGCCUUCCAGGGCGCGAGUAGAAAGAAGGACUCUCGCCCGCCACUCUCCCCCACCUGCAUUCCCCCCCACGCCUCACCCACCGGACCUGCCUCCAAGGCUUGGCAUACCUACCCCCGGAGCAAGAGCUCCGCCGAAGCAGACGACUCGCCCCGGGAAGGCAAAUCCCCCGAACCUGAGUAUUUUCUUGAUAGGGAAGGUAUUGCAGUAGGAAUGGGAUGCAGCAGGAAGCAAGCAGAAGGAGCAUCAAGCAGCCCGGGUAAUCAGAGAAGCCCGAGCAAUGAGGGCAGUGAGUGCAGUCCGGUGAACACAGCCGCAGGGGGCGACGGCAAGGCACGGGUAGGUUCUGAAACAGUGGCCAGGAGAGCGCUCGUGAAGCAUGCGAGCAGUGCGGCAGAGCGAAGGAGAGGGAAUUCUUUAGGGGUUGGUGCAGGGGAUGCGGCUGGGGAUGGUUCAGGGCGGGGCGGAGGGAGCUGCAGGCAUAGGAGGGCGGCGACCUGGACAGAGCCGGAGGAAUUGAGUCCGGGAGGGAGGGAGGAUGGAGGGGAUGGUGGGUCGCCAGCUGUUACAGGCGAGGCUGCUGCAAACGCAGAGGGUAGUGGUCGGUGGGAGGCAAGAUCAGAGGCAAGAUCAGAGGCAAGACUUGGGAGACUUGCAGCCAAUUCUGCUGCUGAUGCUGGUGCUGGUGCCGCCUCAGACCCAGUUGCACGUGAGGCGGAUGCAGAAGCAGAUGAGCGAGGCCAGUGGGAGGAGGCGGAGCUGCAAAUCCGCACGCGGUUCUUCAAGGCGAGCCACAACCGUCUCUUCAGCCUCGCAGCCAAGGGCCUCUCCUCCUUCUCCAAACUCCUUGCUGCCGCCAGUGCUGCUGCUGCUGGGGCUGCUGCUGGCAUGGGCGUGGGGGGUGUGGGGGUGAAUGUGCUGGGUGGGGCGUUUGGGGAGGUGGAGGAGAGGUAUGAGGUGGAGGGGGGGAAGGAGCUGGGCGCGGGGCAGUUUGGGGUGACACGAGUGGUGGUGUGUCGGAGCACAGGGAGGCGGCUUGCAUGCAAGACCAUCAACAAGGCCGCUUUCAAGUCCAAAUCCGACAUCGAAGACGUCCGGCGGGAGGUCGCCAUCCUGAACCUCCUCAGAUCCCACCCGAACGUAAUUCACCUGGAAGAACCCAUCGAAACCCCCCAUGCCAUCCACCUGAUCAUGGAGCUGUGCUCGGGCGGCGAGCUGUUCGAUCGAAUCAAGGAGCGGCGGCGGUACAGCGAGAGGGAGGCGGCUUUGGUGAUGCGUGCGGUGCUGGGCGUGCUGCAGAGCUGCCACCAGCGCCACCACGUGGUGCACCGCGACAUCAAGCCCGAAAACAUCCUCCUCGCCCACCCCUCCUCCCCCACCGACGUGCGCGUCAUCGACUUCGGAGUCGCCGCGUUUCUCAAGCCCGGGGGGAAGAUGUUGACUGAUGUCGUCGGGUCGCUAUUCUACAUCGCGCCGGAGGUGCUUUCCGGGUCGUAUGGGACACCGGCGGAUGUGUGGUCGGCGGGCGUUGUCCUGUAUGUGCUGCUGGCCGGCGUGCCGCCCUUUUGGGCGGAGACGGAGGCGGGGGUGGCACGGGCGAUCAAGGAGGCGGAGGUGGGGUUUAAGGGGUCGGCAUGGAGAGGUGUAUCGGAGAAGGGGAAAGAUUUGAUUCUGCGGAUGCUGGAUCGGGAUCAGAAGAGGAGGGUCUCGGCACAGGAGGCUCUAGGUGGGUUCUGGUCGUACAGGCCGUUCUUUGGACCACUGGCGAACUGCCACGUGGAGACCAUCUUUGCAGCCGUGGCGCGCUCCCUGCCUGCCGUGCGGUUCAGAAGGGAGUGCCUGAGAAUGGUGGAUGGCGGCACGGUGGCUCUUGAUUGGCCGAUAGGGGGCGAGGCGCUGGAAGGCACGUCGGCCAAUGGCGAGGUGCCACCUGGCACUCCCUGGCUGAUUCUUCUGCCCAGGUUGACGGGCGGCAGUGGUGACACAUGUAUGGAGCACAUGCAUAUGUCCCCUUUUCCCCUUCGUGCAUGCACCAUAGACGAGCCAGGGCUGACAGGGGACAGUGGCGACACGUACGUGAGGCACAUGCUGGUGCGCGCCAGGCGGCCUGGCGGGCGGGGUGGGCGGGGUGGGGCACAGCGGUGUUCAACUCCAGGGGCUGCCGGGGCUGCCUCUGCUCUCACCGUGCAUGCACCACUGCCUUCCCUCAUCUACCCACCAGCCCGGGCUCACAGGCGGCAGCGGCGACACGUACGUGAGGCACAUGCUGGUGCGCGCCAGGCGGGCGGGGUGGGGCACGGUGGUGUUCAACUCGCGUGGCUGCUCCAACAGCCCCGUUACGUCGCCGCAGGUGAUUCUUCCGCACACGAUGAUGGCCCAGUUCCACUCAGCACCAUUUCACUGACGAUUUUCACCGCGCAUUUAAGUCCCCUACUCCCUCCUCUCCCCUUCCCGCCUCUCUACCCACCAACCCCCAUUUCUCCCCAGUUCUACUCAGCAUCAUUCACCGAGGAUGAACGGCAGUUCUACUCGGCAUCAUUCACCGAGGAUCUACGGCAGGUGGUGCGCCACGUGGCAGCACUGCAGCCGCUCUCGCGCCUCUAUGCGGCCGGCUGGUCCCUGGGAGCCAACAUCCUCGUGCGCUACCUGGCGCAGGAGGGAGAGGAGGUGCCUCUGUCGGGAGCAGUAUCGCUGUGCAACCCUUUUGACCUGGUGCUGGCUGAUCGCAACUUCCACAUUGGAUUCAACAACUUCUAUGAUCAACGGCUGGGAUCGACUCUCAGGGGUAUUUACGCCAAUCACGCACCCCUGUUUGAGGGGCUGGGCGGGGAGUAUGACAUAGACCUCGUAGCACGAGCUAAGACUGUGCGGGACUUCGAUGUGGGACUCACACGAGGUGCGUGGGGGUGGAGGGCAACAGGGCCCACACGAGGUGCGUGGGGGUGGAGGGCAACAGGGACCACACGGGGUGCGUGGGGGAGGGGUGGGGAGAGUGGAGUGAUGUAUGCAGCAGCUGGCUUACAGCGACACAGGGGCUUACACGAGACUUUGAUGUGGGGUUCUCAUGAGGUGUGUGGGGGAGGGCUUGGGUACAAGUUUACAGUGACACAGGGGCUUAUAGUUCAGGGCUCACACGAGGUGCGUGGGGGAGGGCAGCAGGGCUCACACGAGGUGCGUGGGGGAGGGCAGCAGGGCUCACACGAGGUGCGUGGGGGAGGGCAGCAGGGCUCACACGAGGUGCGUGGGGGAGGGCAGCAGGGCUCACACGAGGUGCGUGGGGGAGGGCAGCAGGGCUCACACGAGGUGCGUGGGGGAGGGCAGCAGGGCUCACACGAGGUGCGUGGGGGAGGGCAGCAGGGCUCACACGAGGUGCGUGGGGGAGGGCAGCAGGGCUCACACGAGGUGCGUGGGGGAGGGCAGCAGGGCUCACACGAGGUGCAUGGGGUGGGGUUGGGGAGAGUGGAGUGA
Messenger RNA from Closterium sp. NIES-65, 4692 nucleotides. Lineage: Eukaryota; Viridiplantae; Streptophyta; Zygnematophyceae; Desmidiales; Closteriaceae. The record is from the annotation of a GenBank genome assembly.